This is a messenger RNA of Ceratitis capitata (Mediterranean fruit fly), 579 nucleotides long. RefSeq names its product sodium- and chloride-dependent GABA transporter 1-like. The record is from RefSeq and is a predicted model, not a curated record. Gene Ontology annotation, cellular component: membrane. Bases 6 to 470 code for a protein of 154 amino acids. Gene Ontology annotation, biological process: sodium ion transmembrane transport. NCBI's taxonomy places the organism in Eukaryota, Metazoa, Arthropoda, Insecta, Diptera, Tephritidae. The transcript has 3 exons.
GUGGAAUGUAUAUUUUCCAAGUUUUGGAUUCAUACGCUGUUAGCGGCUUUUGUUUGCUUUGGCUAAUAUUUUUUGAAUGUAUAUCGAUAUCGUGGUUCUAUGGCGUUGACCGUUUUUAUGAUGGUAUAAAAGAUAUGAUCGGCUAUUAUCCAAUGGUUUGGUGGAAGUUCUGUUGGUGUGUUACGACUCCGCUUAUUUGCUUGGGCGUGUUCUUCUUUAACAUAGUUCAAUGGAAACCAAUUAAGUAUUUAGAUUAUAACUAUCCAUGGUGGGCACAUGCUUUUGGUUGGUUCACAGCAUUGUCGUCGAUGCUUUAUAUACCAGCUUAUAUGUUUUGGCUUUGGAAGAAAACACCCGGAGAUACAGGCGAGAAAGUCCGAGCGAUCAUUCGAAUAGAUGAAGAUAUAAAGCAUCUCAGAGAUAAAAUGCAACAACAGACAACUAAAAACGUGGAGCUUUAUACUCUUUAGAGUAAAUUCAUUACAACCUAGGUUAAGAAACAUAUAUCCAUUUUUUUCAUUUUAACUAAAUAGUGAUUCCAGGAAAGCUUUUAGAGAUGCAUUAUAUAAAUACUUGUCC